AUGAAGCCGUUCAACGCCUGGCUCUACGCCGGCCUGUUGAGUGCGACUGCCGCGACCGAGCUUCUCACCCCGGACAAGGUGGAAGCCGGGAUUCAAAAGGACCGGUUGGAAAAUGUCCUGUGGAACUUGAACAAAAUCGGCAACGACAAUGGUGGAAACAGAGCGUUUGGCACAAGCGGCUACAAGGCGUCGGUGGACUUUGUCCUCGAACGCGUGGUCAAGCGCUUUGGCAAACACCUCGACACAUACGUCCAGCCCUUUGAGCAUCUCUUUCACCAAGUGAAGAGGAUCCAAGUCAAGGGCCCCGACGGGACCCAAGUGUACGUCGUUUCUCUCCAGUACAACCCCGCCACUCCUCUUCCCGGUGGCAUCACUGGCGAGCUCGUCCACGUGCCCUACGAGGCGGACCGCGGCAGCGGGUGUUUUGAGGAUCAGUGGCAGAACAUUGAUGCCAAGGGAAAAGUUGCUCUGCUGAAGCGAGGAGGCUGUACGUUUGCCGACAUGACGCUCCUGGCAAAGGCAGCCGGAGCCAAGGCCGUCAUCUUCUACAACCAAACGCCCGGCAAGAACUACAGCACCGCCACGCUGCAGGCGAAAAACGUCGGCAAGCUGAUUCCUUCUGGGCUCGUUUCCCUAGAGGACGGUGAAGCCUGGGCUGGACGUGUGGCAGCGGGCGAGAAGCUCAGCGUCACCCUGGUAGUGGAUGCCGUCUCCGAAGUCCGCGAGACGUGGAACAUCAUUUCGGAGACGAAAGCCGGCGACAAGAACAACAUCGUCAUGCUUGGCGCGCACUUGGACAGCGUUCUCCCGGGGCCCGGGGUAAACGACGACGGCAGCGGAACCGCCGCCUUGCUGGAGAUUAUAGAGCAGUUGAUUCGAUAUCAUGGCAUCAAAAACACGGUUCGGGUCGCGUGGUGGGGAGCAGAGGAGAGCGGCUUGAUCGGAUCGUUAUACUACGGUUCGAACCUCACCGAGGCGGAAGCUGACCGGGUCAAAUUCUACUUCAACUACGACAUGAUUGGGUCUCCCCAUCCCGAGUUCGUCGUUUACGCAAAUGACGAAAGACACAAAUUUGGCGGAGCACCGUUGUUUGACUAUCUGCAGGCUCACGGCAAGCCAGCCAAGUAUGGGUAUGUGACAACAUUCACGAAUGGCCGCAAAAGCAAAGAAGCUAACACUUGGGGGAAAAAAGCAAAUUCGGUUCUUCGUCUGACUAUGUCGCCUUUCUCAACCUGGGAAUUCCAUCGUCUGGAAUUUUCACCGGUGCCUCGCCCACAACUGACCCGUGCUACCACCAGGCUUGCGACACCGUCAACAACAGGCGAGAGGCUCAGCGUCCCCCUGGUAGUGGAUGCCGUCUCCGAAGUCCGCGAGACGUGGAACAUCAUUUCGGAGACGAAAGCCGGCGACAAGAACAACAUCGUCAUGCUUGGCGCGCACUUGGACAGCGUUCUCCCGGGGCCCGGGGUAAACGACGACGGCAGCGGAACCGCCGCCUUGCUGGAGAUUAUAGAGCAGUUGAUUCGAUAUCAUGGCAUCAAAAACACGGUUCGGGUCGCGUGGUGGGGAGCAGAGGAGAGCGGCUUGAUCGGAUCGUUAUACUACGGUUCGAACCUCACCGAGGCGGAAGCUGACCGGGUCAAAUUCUACUUCAACUACGACAUGAUUGGGUCUCCCCAUCCCGAGUUCGUCGUUUACGCAAAUGACGAAAGACACAAAUUUGGCGGAGCACCGUUGUUUGACUAUCUGCAGGCUCACGGCAAGCCAGCCAAGUAUGGCAAAUUCGGUUCUUCGUCUGACUAUGUCGCCUUUCUCAACCUGGGAAUUCCAUCGUCUGGAAUUUUCACCGGUGCCUCGCCCACAACUGACCCGUGCUACCACCAGGCUUGCGACACCGUCAACAACAUCAAUUGGGAGGCCCUGACUGUUAACACCAAAGCCGCUGCCAGAGUUGCAGCCCAGUUCGCGCUGAGCCUGGAGGGGGUUCCGCCCAGGAACAAGACCACGAUUAACCCAAGAAGCAGACGGGGUGUCAGGAGAGCGUUUGACGACUGGGCUGAUACCGUGGACGUGGUUGAGAAGACGCACAACUGCGGCCCGGGCGAUAACCUGUAUUAG
Molecule: messenger RNA, 2118 nt
Organism: Metarhizium acridum CQMa 102
Lineage: Eukaryota; Fungi; Ascomycota; Sordariomycetes; Hypocreales; Clavicipitaceae
Source: RefSeq, a predicted model, not a curated record